Messenger RNA from Ictalurus furcatus (blue catfish), 799 nucleotides. It is a transcript of the gene il11b, whose product is annotated as interleukin 11b. The transcript is spliced from 4 exons. The coding region runs from base 67 to 630 and encodes 187 amino acids. Lineage: Eukaryota; Metazoa; Chordata; Actinopteri; Siluriformes; Ictaluridae. Gene Ontology annotation, molecular function: growth factor activity; cytokine activity. The record is from RefSeq and is a predicted model, not a curated record. Gene Ontology annotation, biological process: positive regulation of cell population proliferation; positive regulation of MAPK cascade. Gene Ontology annotation, cellular component: cytoplasm.
GUUAAAAUUACAUGUUGGACUAUCCAAAAAAAUAAAUAAAUAAAAAUCCUUUCUUCUCUUCCUUUGAUGACAGUACUAACCGAGUCAUCCUGCAUGUUAUUUUUAUUGCUACUGGUGGAACUUCCUGUCUUAGCAAUGUCUCGUCCAACCCCAAUGAGACAUCGCAAAGACAGCCUUACAAAGCUGUCUCAGAAGAUGCGUCGGCUGAUAAAUAUAGUGCAAAGGGCCGUGCACCACCUUGACACCAGUUUACCCUUCGAACACAACCUUACCUCUCUGCCUACUUUAAACUUCAGGCCACGAGACCUAGCAGCAGUGAAGAGAAAUAGCACCCUAUCACAGCUCUCUUCAGGCCUCCACUCUUUCAAGCUGCACUUUGACUGGCUGCUGUACUGGCACAACCAAUCAGGUUUGGUGUCAAAUAAAAUCAAGGAAAUUGCAGACGAAAUCCAGUCUAUCAGCAUGCUUGAACAAAUACAGACAAAUUCAUCUGCACAAAAUACUCUUCUCUCCAUGCCUCCUCUUACAUCUGCCUGGGACAUAUACAGGACAUCUGCAGUAAUUCACAAGAGACUACUGGACUUCUGUAACUGGUAUCUUAGAGCUCUACAGGUCCUCAUCUACAACUGAUGACAAGAGAGGCCACUACCAAGAAGGACACCGCUAGAUUUAAAAACGUGACAGUGUUGGAUCUGGAAGAAUUAGACAGUGGCCAGUUAUUUCUGCCUUUGACGAUUUUUUUUUUGUUAAAAUUAAUUGUUUUUACACUUAAGACACUUUUUGUCUCAUACAGAUUUCA